AUGGAAUGGUGGCAUGAUGACGAACCAUGGAACUAUGAUGGUUACGACGAAACAUGGGAACAACACGAACCACCAGCAGAACACGCCCAGGAUGAUGCAGAGAAUGAACUUGAAGAUUACUACAGUAGUCAUGGCAAGGGUCGCAAUGCCAUGGGUCUUGGCUGCGCAAUCUGCGGCAGCAAAUGGCAUGCCUCCUCAGCAUGUCCUGUGAAUGCCAGUGGUCAAUCCAAAGGUCAUUCCAGCAAAGGCAAGAACUAUGGCAAGUCCAGACCUCUUUACAAGGGCUACGGCAAGAAGGGCAAGGGCUAUGGCUUCCGAUCCCCAUAUGGUUGGAAGUCAGGAUCUUCAAAGGGCUAUGGUGGCAAAGGCUACAAGGGACAUGGUCACAAGGGCAAAGGCAAGUACUACUCUGAACAUGAUCAGUACUGGUCUCGCCAACGACCACCAUUGGAUGCCAGCCACAUCAAGCCAGAUUUUGCCAAUUCCAGCUCUUCUUCAUCUCAGCCACGAACCAUGACUCAGACCACCUACUACAGGAUGGAUGCCAGUGACGAUGAUCUCACCAAGAUCAACAAGACCUACAAACACAAAGCAACUCCACCAGAAUCUGAAGAUGGCAACCAGCGUGCCGCUACGGAGAAGGCCGACAAGGUCCUCAGUUUUGCGAUGUUUCUGAAAGGCUCCAGAGAGACAGCAUCCUACCACACCGUCAAGGGUGAGAAACGACGGGGCCUUCUUAUAGACCCAGGUGCUGCCUCUGGACUGAUCGGCUCAGAGACUUUACGCGACAUCAUGGAACAUUGUGUACCACCACAGCAACGUGAUGAUCGCGUCACUUGGAGCCAGAAGACAACAUCAGUCUCCGGCAUAUCGGGUGAACCAGACGAAACUCUUGGCGAAGUGUCUUUGAAGCUCAGCGCAUCAAGUCGCAGCAUCUCUUACCGAGGUGAUGUUCUUGGAGGAGCUGGUUCCCUUUGUCCUGCACUUGUUGGCAAUCCAGCAUUACGUCAACAGCAGGCUGCCCUUUUCAGCGACUGGUUUCCCAAUGGAGAUGGCCUCUUGACCAUCCACCGUGAAGAGAUGCUGGAUGCAGAUCGCAAACCAAUUCUCCUACGUCUUCUCCUGACAGACUCAGGACAUUACCUGUUACCUGUCGAUGGCAAGGACAAGCAUGCCAUCCCUGAUGGCACUCACAACAAGGUUGCCCUCUUGACCAACCAGAUCAUCAGCCAGAGCAAGUUGUUAUGGCCUCAUGAACCUCCGCAAGUACGGCACUGCUUCCUUGUGGAAGCCAAGAACGAAGCAGAGACGGAUCGGAGUGGAGUUCUGCCAGAUGAACCUUUUCCACAACAGGUUCCAAUCCCAAAAGACGAAUUCGAGGUUGAGAUUGACGAGCAAGACCAUGAUCAGGACAGUAGCAACAUCCACUACGAGGAUGACUGGCGCAAUCCAGCCCGUGCGCAUGCCGAUCUCGGCAAACUAUGGAUUGGCAGAACCAUGUUCCUCAUCCAGGAACUACAUCAUGAAUACAAAGCCAUGCCCGAAGAGUUCUAUGUGAAGACUGGUCGCAGAGUGGUCACACCCGAAAAUGUGGACCGAUGGCUUGACGAAGUUCAGAAGGCUCACAGUCAUCCAGCAUGUCACUUCUUGGAGCUCUACUCCGGCUCUGGCCGCCUGAGUUUGACCAUGGCUACGGCAGGGUUGACUGUUGGUCCUCCCAUUGACUUGCGCUAUGGUUGGAACAUCAACUGCAGCCAACACCAGAAGAAACUCUGGCGUGUCAUUGAGGUGCUGAAGCCAGAAGUGAUUUUUGCUUCACCACGAUGCAAGUUCUACAGCACCACGGCCAACACUAUGAGCGAAGAGAAGAAACUUCAUGGUCGACUUGAAGAUGAGCCAGGACUGAACUUCACCAAGAAGGUGUUUCAGCACCAAGCCUACUCUGGACGCAGCUUUGCAGCAGAACAACCUUGGGGCUCUACGAUGUUCAGAGACAGUCCUCUCAAACCUGAGGAGAUUCCCAGCUGCCGCAGCAAGCAGCGUUGUGAUCAAUGCAUGCUUGGAGCUUGUGAUGAGUUUCAACAACCAGUACAGAAAGCCACGGCUCUCCUGUCAGACUUCAAAUGGAAAAAGACUACAAAGCGAUGCAGCGGUCACCGUGGGAAACUUCAUUCUCAACUACAAGGCAAGGUCUCUGGCAUCAAUCGAACUGCUUUGGCCGCAGUCUAUCCAAGAACUAUGUGCCAUGAAAUGUGCAAGGACAUCAUCGGCCACCUCAACGACAAUCACCGAUUGCGCAUGCCAGCGUGGCCCAAGAGCUUGCACCAUGUCUGGCAUAGUCACCUUUAG
Messenger RNA from Cladocopium goreaui, 2349 nucleotides. The record is from the annotation of a GenBank genome assembly. Lineage: Eukaryota; Dinophyceae; Suessiales; Symbiodiniaceae.